Molecule: messenger RNA, 8934 nt
Organism: Heterobilharzia americana
Lineage: Eukaryota; Metazoa; Platyhelminthes; Trematoda; Strigeidida; Schistosomatidae
Source: the annotation of a GenBank genome assembly
AUGCUGUUGAAACAUGGGGCGGAUCCGAAUUUUCGUGGCAAGAAGGUUGAGUGUACGCCACUGAUGGAAGCCGCCAGCGUUGGUUACACAGAUAUCGUCAAGUUAUUAUUGGAGCAUGGGGCGUGUGUUGGUCAGAAAUCGAACACAGGAAAUACGGCGCUCCACUAUGCAGCUACUUCUGGACACUUGGACUGCGUUUGUUUAUUAUUACAGUACAGUAGUCCGAUGGAAGUACAAAACGACACAGGGCAUACACCUUUGAUGGAAGCUACAAGUAAUGGGCAUGUGGACGUCGCUCGUUGUCUUAUUAAACAUGGUUGUGAUAUCAAUACACACUCAGCCGAGUUCAAAGAAUCUGCUCUUACCUUAGCAAGCUACAAAGGUCAUGCGGAAAUGGUUCGUUUUUUGUUAACUGCUGGAGCUGAUCACGAGCAUCGUACUGAUGAAAUGCACACUGCUCUAAUGGAAGCCGCAAUGGAAGGACAUGUUGAAGUUGCUCGUUUACUCCUUGCACACGGAGCCAAUGUGAAUAUACCCCAGGAUAGUUUUGAGUCACCCUUGACCUUAGCAGCGUGUGGAGAAGUUAAUGAUGAAGGAUAUACACCUUUAAUGGAAGCUGCGAGAGAGGGUCAUGAAGAAACCGUCGCAUUACUGCUUGCAGUAGGUGCUGAUGUAAAUGUGAGGACAGAAGAAACUCAAGAAACUGCACUCACGCUCGCUGCAUGUGGUGGAUUUAUCGAAGUCUGUGAGAUGUUAUUAAAUGCUGGUGCUGAUAUUGAAGUCGGUGGAGUCGGUUGUUCUACUCCUUUAAUGGAAGCUGCUCAAGAAGGACACUUAGAACUUGUUCGCCGCUUAUUAGAGCGUGGAGCAGCAGUGAAUGCAGUAACAGCUACUGGAGACACAGCACUUCACUAUGCAGCUGAAAAUGGGCACGUCAAAGUCUGUGAAAAACUACUUGAUUGGGGAGCCGUUUUUGGAGCUAUGACGGAGGGGGGAAGGACUCCACUGAUGAAAGCCGCAAGGACAGGUCAUUUGGAGGUCGUUCAGUUGUUCCUGGAGCGUGGCGUGGCGAUUGAUCAGCCCACUUCACAGAAUGAUGCCAAUGCUUUAUCAUUAGCUUGUAGUGGUGGACAUGCAAAGAUGGUCGAGUUUCUUCUUCAACAUGGUGCCGAUCCCCAGUAUCAGCUGAGAGACGGUUCUACAAUGUUAAUUGAAGCAGCACGUUCUGGGAACCCAGCUGUUCUGAGGCUUAUUUUGGACUACCCCAAGUGUCUUAGUCAACCAUCGUCAAUACUUCCCAAUGCAUCUGUUCAACUUGUAGCAAAUACUAUCAAUCAGCACCAGAUGCAGCAUCCAUUUCCUCAUGACCAGCGCUCGGCAUACCAGUCGCUUGUUGGUGGUGUGCCCCAGUUGCAGCUGUCUUUCCAAUCACCUAACCUAUCCGCUUCAGCCAAGUCGGCUCAACCCACAACUCACAUAAAUGCUGCACUAGCCAAUGCAUAUGCUGUUGGGUGGGCAGCUGGAGCUGCCGCCCUAGUACACCAGCAGCAACAACAACAACAACAGCAUCAACAUGCGAUAACCUCAUCUGUUUCUAGUUCAGAUGGGCCUGUGGUUAUGUGUCCUGCAGUCAGCGCUAUGCAUUCUCAUGUCCAUACCUCUGGACCUUUGCAGGAUCAGAUCUUGUUAUCAAGCAGCAAUACUUUCGAACUGCUUCCUGGAGCGUCAUCAGUAUCAACUAAUACAUCUUGUACUGCCGUACCUUCAAAUUGUUCGAUUACAGCGCAUAAUGCACAUCUUAAUUUCCAGACUACUUCUGUCACUGCCGCUGUUAAUCCGGUUACUGGGAUAACCAGUGUUCAAACCGUAUUAACUCAAGCAACUUUAGGAGCUACUGGGGUAGGCCCAUCAUCCAGCACAACCAACAGUAUCGGAAGCAUUAGUGGAAGCAGUUCAACUAGCAGUGGUAGCAGUCCUUCGUCUAUGGUCGCUGGCUCUUCAGUUGAUCUGACGGAUGAUUUCAGUGCUGGUCUCUUGGCACUGUUUCAAGAGCUUAUGCCUGAUUUGAAAGCAGAUAAAGAUGAAUUAAUUAGACGUUUUGAGGCGGUAAUGUGUCCAUUUAGCGCGCUUCGGGCAGCUCGCACUGCCAUAAGUCAACAAAAUGGAGCAAAUGUGGAUUCUUCAGCAGCUGCAAUCGCAAUGAGUACUAAUGCUGCUGUUUUGGCACUGAGUAAGCUGAUAGAUCAACAGUCACUCUGUCGCUCUCACUCUUCUUGUCCUGCUAACGGUUGUGAUGUUAUAGAACAACGCUUUUCACCUAGAUGCAUACACACGUCCACAGUUGAUGCUGUCUUAUCUAAAACUACUCAGUGGACUGGUCUUCUUUCGACUACCUGCGAUUCGCAGUUUCCAGAAUCACUUCCUUUUUCUGAUGAGUGUGGUUCGUCUUUUAGCAAACCAGGAGGUCAUCAAUCAGACCCUACUGAUUCCGAAAAUCAUAAUUUUGGUGCAUCUGCAAAUAUAACACCAGUAAUGUCUUCGUGUCAUUCAUCAUGCUCUGCUCUGUCAACAUCUGAAUGUUCUAUAUCUUCUACACACACUGCAAAUUCCCUGUGCCGUGUCAACAAAACUACCUCAACAACUGUUGAAUCCAUUUUGCCAACACUUAAUUCUUAUGACUACGGAUUGGAUAAAACUGCUGAUAUGUUAGGACCUUGUAUCGAUUCUUCCUACUUGAGCAACUUGGUAGAUACUGUGGGUCUUCCAACAACGCAAGCUGUCAUUCAUGAAGCUGGUUUGAAUCAUGAUAUGCUAACAUGCUAUCGUCAUUACCACCAUCCUGGAUCGCAUUUUGCAUGUGCAUUUGAUGGGACGGCGACCACAGCUUCUUUAGCUAAUUUAGGUCAUGUCGGUGUUCAUAACAAUAUACAUCAUCAUCACUAUCCAUUGAAUGUAUCAACUUGUGGUGAUAAUCUAAUUAGUCCUGACAAUUUGCUUCAUGUCCCUCAGCAACCGUCCAGUCUUUCUGCAGAUAGUAUAAUGACGAACCAGACAGGAACAAUGGCGUAUAACUCUGCAGCGAUUGCGGCUCAUCAGCACGUCUCACAUUCAGCAUUGCUGCCAGUAAGUAGGACCCGAACCUUGCCUUUAGGAUCGCAAUCUAUGUUAUCACCUAAUCAUGGUUUAUCACCAAACGAUAUGGCUACAGUUGCUUCCAACAACUUAACUAUGGUGGGUGAUACUAUAUCACCAUUGCACGUACCGUCCUUGAUCGAUGUAAAUGCCUGUAUUGAAUCUAGUAUGGAGACAGCCCUAACUUUGGCAUGCAGUGGUGGUUUUGUUGACCUUGUUCGUCUUUUGUUGGAACGUGGCGCUGAUAAAGAGCAUCGUGAUAAAAAGUCGCACACACCACUUCAUACAGCUGUAUGUGCAAAUCAGCGUGCUGUUGUCGCAUUACUUCUCGACUGCGGAGCAGAUAUAGAGGCACAAGUAGAUCGCACAAAGGAUACAGCUUUGUCCAUUGCGUGCUCUCAUGGGAAAUUGGAGAUUGUCGAAGAACUAUUAAAUCGUGGUGCAAAUAAAGAACAUCGCAAUAUAUCUGACUAUACUCCACUGAGUUUAGCUGCCUCCGGGGGAUAUGUUGAGGUUAUUCAAUUACUUUUGCGACACGGCGCCGAAAUAAAUUCCAGAACUGGAUCGAAACUUGGUAUAUCUCCACUGAUGUUAGCGUCUAUGAAUGGUCAUACUGCCGCUGUCCGUUUGCUCCUUGAACAUGGGUCAGAUAUAAAUGCUCACAUUGAAACUAAUCGCAACACUGCUUUGACUUUAGCAUGUUUCCAAGGUCGUUUUGAAGUCGUACAACUCCUGGUUGAACGCAAGGCUAACAUUGAACAUCGUGCGAAAACUGGUCUUACUCCCUUAAUGGAAGCUGCCUCAGGUGAUUAUGUGGAGGUUGGAAGGAUUCUGCUGGACCAUGGGGCUGAUGUCAAUGCAUCACCCGUACCAAGCUCUCGAGAUACGGCUUUAACCAUCGCUGCAGAUAAAGGCAAUGCCAAAUUCGUUAACUUACUCUUAGAAAAGGGUGCAGUCGUCGAAGCACGAAAUAAGAAAGGUGCCACACCACUAUGGUUGGCUUCAAAUGGUGGUCACCUUGAGGUCGUCCAAAGUCUCAUCCAGUACAAUGCAGAUGUGAACAGCCAAGACAAUAGAAAAGUCAGUUGUUUAAUGGCAGCAUUUCGUAAAGGUCAUAUUAAUGUGGUACGACUACUAGUUCAAUAUGUGACUCAAUUUCCAUCUGAUAAGGAUUGUAUUAGACAUAUCAAAACGGCGGUAACGGACAAGGAUUUGGUCAAACGCUGUCAGCAGUGCAGAGAAAUCAUAAUAGCGGCUAAGGAGAAGCAAGAAGGUGAGGCAAGAAAGAAUGCCGAUUGCCUUUUGGAACAAAUUGAACAAGAGGAGGAGGAAAGAGCUAAUCGGGAAGCGAUGCAAGCGCGUAAACGAGAGCGAAAGCGUAUGAAGCGUAAGGCGAAGCAAGAGAAGGAACGUCAAGUAAAAGGCAAAAAUCAAACAAACCUAAAACAAACUUUGGGUAAAACACCUCAAGGCGAUGAAGUUACUGAAGCAGAACAACUUGAUGAAGUAGAUCAGGAUCAUGAUAAACAGUCUAACACCGAGCACAGUCGCACUCUGUCACGUGUCCUUCAGCAAGAUGAAUCUGAACUAUGCAACCACCUAUCAAGCACCGCAAUUUGUGAUUUGGACGACGAACCAUGUUCUUCUGGUUCACCUAUUACUUCGGUUCCCAUGUCAUCAGUGCCUAACAAGUCUUCUAAUCACCAGCUGGAAAAUAAUACGAAUAAUGCUAAUUCUGAAAAUUCCGUUAAGAUGGGUGAAAAACCUACUGUUCAUCAAGACUCAGAUUCUGUCGCUAACAGCUUCGGUUCACAAGAUCCUGAAUUCAGUGCUGCUGCUGCUGCUGUAACUGAAGCUAAGCGGGAAAAGCAUCGGAAUAAGAAACAAAGCCAAAGAGCAGCUAAACGAGCAGCCGCAGAAAACCACACUAUUUUCAGUUCUGAUAAAGCUAGUAAAUCACCUAGCCCAGAAGUUCGAGAGUUGGAUAACUCUUUACUAUCCCCAUGCUAUGCAAUUUCUCCAAGUGGUGACGAAGAAAGCUGGAACCUGCUCAUCGAAUCCCAAAACGCUCAUUUUGAUCAAUAUUUAAACAUAGGGAAGAGUUCGGGAACUAUGAGCGAUUCCAACACAUGGACUGUGGUCGUUCCAUCCAACAGCACACGAUCCCAGCGCACUGCUGUCAGUACAAAUAUAUCUUCUCGUGUGUCUCAUGAAACAGCUGACUGGAAAACCACCAAUUCGAGCAACAGUUCGUAUAAACGCCGACUCUCCAUUCCUGUUUCAAGACAUGAUAUCGGCAAAGUUAUCGGUCAAGGAGGAGCUGUUGUUAGUGCUUUAAGAAACAUGAGUGGUAUUCAAAUAGAUAUUGAAAGUGCACGAAGUGAUGAAGUAACAGAGCGCAUGGUUUACUUGAAAGGACCUGGUGAGGCAGUUCAACGAACUUAUGAGACAAUUCAAGGGCUUCUGGACGGAUCCAUUGCUGGUAAUGAUGUUCUGUUAAUGUAUAAUGCUCUGAGGAAGUCCUCUACGUUACCUUCAAGCAUGCCUCUUCCUAGUACCGUCCUAAGCUCCCUUACUUCUAGGGUAAAUGGUACAUCUACAAUAACAGUCCUUAGUACAGUGAAAACUGCACCACCAGGCACCAAAGUUGUAAAUCCAAAUGGUCGAACUCCUCGUAGAACUGCUAAAUCUGUGGCUUAUCCUGUAGCUGCAAGUACCACACGAUCUACCUCAACUCAGCCAACUCCUAUCCCCAUAGUUAACAAACCCAGUAAGAUACCUGCGAUAUCUACCGUUUCCUCUAACAACAAUAAUAUCAAUACGUUCUCAAACGCCGUAGUUCCUUUAGUGCCAAUAACAUGUUCGAGCUCCACGGGCGUAAAAGCUUCAUCCUCAGGUUCGUUAAGUUGGAGUUCCAAAGUAAUGAACAGCAGUUCCUCGAAGGGCAACUUUGCUUCCGUUGCUGCAGCGGGUCUAAAUACUCAAUCACCACGCGCCUCCAAGCAAGUAGACAGUCAGACAGUAAAUGAUGAACGGAGUCAAUCAAAAACUACUCUGCAUAAUUUAAUGUCUGCACCAGCGCCAAUCUUAUCGACGACAACACCAGUUUCGUUACUAUCUCUCAACCUGUCUUCAUUUCCUUCCAGCAGCCAUAUGUUCUCGGAUUUUAUUCCAUCUUUAUCUAAUGGUGGGGAUUUUACUCAUGAAUCACUGGAUGAAGCGAGUUUUCCCCCCUUGUGCUCUUCUAAAUGCCUUAAGGCUCAAUUGAGAACAGCAUCUUCAUCAUCAAACUCUUUCGUCACUGCAUCAAACAUGAAUGACCCUUCUUAUUUAUCUGCCACACAAACUUCAAAUUCAUCCAUGACUGCUUGUCCCCUUGAGGGAAUUUCUUGUGAAAUUGGUCAUGGAAAGAAAAUCACUUCAUCUGAUGACUUGACUGAUAUGCUUUCUAUCACUGUCUAUGACAACUCCAUGUCUGCCAUCCAUACAAUAUCGGUUUCGAAUUCAUUUCCGGUUGCAGUACAUCCUACCACCUCCCCAUCCAAUUACGAGCCUUUGACAGUGACUCCUAUAUGUGGGAUUGUUAGCACUUCUCAACCGAAUACGCCUGCGAGUUCCGGUGGAAUUAAUACAACCUAUAGUUCUACACCGCCUACAACUACUACUCAAACAAAGUCAUUCGCCAGAGCCCCAGGAUCUGAGCGUAGUGCUCAUCAACGGAAUGCUAACGCAACAGCUACACCCGUUUCACUUGAUUUGGUUGAUUCCUUAGUUGCAUCACUUCUGUACUUAGAUGUUAGCGACGAUACAGGCAUUCCUGUAAAUGGUACUACUAGUGAUACUAUGCUAUUCACACCUACAAAGCGGGCUGUCUCUUCAGAUCUUCAUAAUCCCGAUUUUCGUCAUGAUUCAUUAUCCAACCAUUUUCGACCUGACAGAUCAUGUGACUGGCAAACUCCUGAUCCAUCCGCGGUGUCAUUAUCGUCAUCAGCAUUUGUGAAGAACUCUUCGUUGAUAGUAACACCGAAUACAUUAGCCACCAUAUCUACUAGUGUGGAUAGCUCGACAGUUGAUAGUCAUUCAGCUACGAAAUCUGCCCCUGUUGUCACCAAUGUUUCACAAGUACGAAGCUCCAUUGAUCCCCUUCAUUCUAUGCCAACAAUGUGGUCUGUUCCGAAGCCUGAUUUGAACUCCAAUUCAUUAGCCUUUCAACCGUCUUUCCAAUCACUUAAUCAGAUUACGUCCAACUUGAAAAGCAGUGCUGAGUCCACAGAUUCAUUGAUGCAAGCGUCAUUACUUAGAAGUGAUUUCGCUAGUCGCUCUGCAACCGAUCAGUUUCAGGAUCAGUAUUCCCUUCAAGGAUCCCAGUCUGGUAUGAUGCGUCAAAUGGUCCCGCAGGCAUCUCUACAAAAGUCAAAUCAUAUGGGAUUACCAUAUAUGCAGACUACCCAUCACCAAGCUCAAAAUGCCAACGGAGUCUCGAGCAUAACAAACAUAUUACCAUCAACCCCUGCACAUGCGACUAUAAAUACCUUGCGAUCAAAGCCACUGAUGUCUGCUACAUCUUCUGGAUUCUUAGAAUCACGACCAACAGUUCUAAAUGGAUUUCCAAGCAAUUUGUGUCCUCCAUCAAAUUCUUCAAUGCCUUUGAAUAAUCAAUUCCCUUCACUUUUUCCAGUGACUCAGCAACAGCCUUUACCUCUUCAGCAACAACUUUCAUUAGGUUCAGCAGUAAAUCAUCAAUCUACAAGUGGUUUACCAACUCGAUUGGGUGCUACAUCACACCCUAUGAUUAAUCAAACACCGUUCGCCAUGUGUUCAUCCGGUUCAGGCCCAUCUUACACUCCUCCGUUUGUACCUGGUUACAUGCAACCUGUGUGUAAUUCUUCAUCAGUUAUCCAUCCGAAUACGAACUAUGCUUCUCACUUACUUAACGGUUUUGGUUCAUCACUGCAUGUUGGAACAGCUUGUGCUCCAGCAAUGGGUAAUGGGGUUCAGUUAGGUAUCCCAUCAAGUGCAGCACAAGGCUCUGUCCAAAAUCACUCUGCCCAUAUACAACCAAUAGGUGCUGAACGUCGCAGACAAGCUAAUAUUCUUAAUUCUGUCACAUCAUCUAGCAUGGUCUACCCUAAUAUGUCAGCUAAUAAUAGUUUGACUAUGUCAAUCAAUUCUGCGACACCAGUAAUGAAUAAUCCGCUUGCAGCAAUGCAUCCACAAGCCCCUUCUCAACAGUGUUCGGUUAACUCUAAUGCUAAUAGUUUGUUAGUGGCAUUUACAAUGAAUUGGAUGCAGCAGCAACAGCAACAACAACAUUCGAACUUGAUGACUGGAGGUUCUGGAGCAGCGAAUUCACAUACCAACUGGCCUCCACCUAUGUGGCCUUCUAAUAAUUUAGGUAACACCUUUCCUGUAAAUUGCCCACCCAUGAAAGUUCCUCCUGGUAAUCCGAGUGAAAUUAACAUCUAUAACAAUUCGGCAAUGCUUCCAAACACGUUACCUACUGUUAAUGGAGUCGCAGGACAACAACAUCAGCAAUCUAUGAUGGUUGCAGCUAUGGCAGCAAUGGCAAAUAUGUACCCUUGGAAUAAUGGUAGUAGCAGUGGAAACUCGGGCAUGUUAAGUGGAGUAUCUGGUGGAUCAGCAGGUGGACCAAAUCGUUGGAUGUGUCCUCAAGGUAGCACUGCGUUUCCUGGCGUCAAUCCGUCAACCUCCCAGCCUUUCUACCAAGAACAAUAUCCUUCGUUAAAACCUAGUGGUGGUGCUAAUAGCGGUGUUCAUCCGGGCUCUUCUCAUCACUCUUAG